This is a messenger RNA of Magnolia sinica, 2628 nucleotides long. RefSeq lists its product as uncharacterized. The coding region runs from base 1365 to 2006 and encodes 213 amino acids. NCBI's taxonomy places the organism in Eukaryota, Viridiplantae, Streptophyta, Magnoliopsida, Magnoliales, Magnoliaceae. The transcript has 2 exons. The record is from RefSeq and is a predicted model, not a curated record.
CUAAAUUGUGUGGGGCCCACCUUGUUUUGCAUAUGCCAUCCACUCUUUUCAUAAGAUGUGCCCCACCAGGAUGAAUGGACACACUAAAAAAUUAGGUUGUUCCGAAGCUCGGUUGCCUACACCACCUGAUAUUGGAGGUUUUAGCCGUGAUUUUACAUGGUGCGGUCCACCUGAGUUUUGGAUUGGCCCGGUUUUUAGAUUCCAGGGAGAACAUAAAGAAGAUCACAUGAUGGACGGAUUGGAUAUCAUACAAACAUCACAGUGGGGGCCAUACACAAAAAUGUAGAAUAGCCUUAUUAUACAGUAGUCUACAGUAGUGGUAGAGGUAAGGCCGCAGAGUGAAUAUGUGGAUGUUAAAAUAUUUAAGGCGGGAUCAUGUUUUACUUAUCUAGGCCGUUGAUCUGAUGGGCACGACUGUGAAUGGGGCCCCCAAAAUCUCUCGGGUUGGAAAAUCUAACCAUUUGACCAUUGGAUUGCAGAUUGACGGUCAAGAAAUACUCAUGUUCAGCAUUGAAAGCGCCCAAUAUUUGGAUGGAUAGGAUCUUCGAAUCUGGAAGAUUUUUUGGGGAAUUCACGAAUGGUGAUGUGGCCCAUCGGAUCAACCAUCUGAACCACUAAACCAGCGACAUAUUCCCCAUCAAGCUAUCCACCUUCGAGGAUCUUGCUCACGGCCUUGAUUGAUCAUCCAAAAGUAUCAGGGUAUUGAUCAAACAGUUGGAAACACAGGAUCAGUCGACUUUCGGGCUACCAAACAAUCCAGACCGUCCAGAGCAAUUGGCUUGCUCACCAGUUGUGGGUGUAGAUGAUUGUACACCACAUUUCUGUCUACAAACCAAGUCCAGCGAUCUCGACUGGUGAUCUGAUGGGCCCCUUUUGGAUGGAUAAUGCUAUGAAAGUAUCCUCGGUGUGGCCCCUUUGAUUGACGGCUGGAAAUAGACAGUUAAUCGAGGAAAUAUAUAUAACAACGGUCCACAUUCAAUAGAAAAAGGCCACAAAAUGGAUAGCUAGAGUCUUCUGAUCUGCGAGAUUCAUAUCACACAAUCCAUCGUGGGGCCCAUCAAACCAAUGGUCUGAAUUGCUGAAACAAGCAUCCCUCUUGUGGAGGACAAGCCAUCUACCAGGGCUAGCAACUUGAGCCGAGCUGAUCCGAUCCCAGCCGUCAACUUAUUUUAUUUAUUUUUUGACAUUGAAAGCUCAAAGGACAGCUCUUCUCAAUAAAACCUCCCUUGGGCUGUUCUUCCCACUAUAAAAAGCAAGGAGACCUUGACCUCUAUUCAUAUGUAUAUAUAUAAAGGUUAGGAGGUCUUUGAUUCACCAGAUUUUGAGAGAGAGAGAGAGAGAGAGAGAGAGAGAGAGAGAGAGAGAUGGCUUGGUCUGCUGAGAAUGCCACCAGAGCCUACCUUCAAACCAUGAAAAUGGGAAAGAGACCCAAACAGCUUGACGUGUCGGAAUUUGCAUCCGCAUUAGCUGCCGGCAACAACGCACAGCUCAUGGUGGAGGCCUGCAGCGGCACUGCAGGCCCCACUACACUAGCUCUAGUCGCAGCGGCUCACCAGACAGGCGGUCGUGUAGUGUGCAUUCUACGUGGUCCCGACGAGCUAUGCUCGUCGAAAAAGGCACUCGGGACUGUCGCAAAUCAUAUAGAGUUCGUUGUGGGGGACGCUCAGAUACUCUUGUUGAAUGACUAUGCAGUUGCCGAUUUCAUGCUUAUUGAUUGUAAUAUGGUGGACCACGAAGCAGUCCUGCGGUCAGUGCAAGUGGGUGCAAAGGACCAUGGAGCAGUGGUCAUGGGCUACAACGCGUUCAAUAAAGGUUCUUGUAGUGGGUCGCGGACCGUUCUGUUACCGAUUGGGGGUGGAUUGCAAGUUACCAGAAUCCAGGCCGGCGGUCAGAUCCGUGGUGGAGGUGCAAGGAAGAGCCGUUGGGUGGUUAGAGUAGAUCAAUGCACAGGAGAAGAACAUGUGUUCAGGGUCAUACCAUCCCAUAGGAAAGAACUUAGAGCUUGAAAUUAGGCCUUUUCAAUGGCCUUUUGUUUCUUUUGUAACCUGGCUAACUUCUAACUGAUAAGCAAUAGCAAAACUGUAAUCCAGUACUAAUUUUUUUCUUAAACCUUAUUAUGGAGAACCAACUAUCGAUAAAGACCGUAGGAUAGGGGGCCACCAUAGAUCGCAUGACCCAAAAAUUACCAUGAUCAGAUAAUCAAAGCCAUACGAUUGAGGGCAUUGCGAGAAGUUAAAAAUGGUCUUACCAUCCAUUUUACGGGCCCUUAUUUGAACCGGUGUGAUUAUCCAAUCAAGGGUGAUAUUAGUUCCAUUGGAUGAACAUGAUCGUAAGGGGGCCCAUUUGGGCCCUACCGUAUAAAUUCACUGUAAUAAGGUAUAGAGCAUUGGUACUGGGUAAGAGUUUGGGAUUGGGAGAAGAAACGAGAGAAAAUGCUUUGCGAAAUUGAGUUAAUGCCACUCAAAGAGGGUAUGUUUUGUAAAUGACUAACGGUCGCGCAUGGCCCAUCCAUCUCUUUUGUAUUUUGAUGGGAAUGCGUUUUGUAUUAUGAGUUGAGAAUGUGUUGUGAUGUGUAUAACAAGAUUAAUGCAAUCUUUUCCUUUGAUUUGCUAAGCUUCUUUGAGAAAA